Messenger RNA from Oncorhynchus nerka (sockeye salmon), 1913 nucleotides. Its product is annotated as transmembrane emp24 domain-containing protein 2. Gene Ontology annotation, cellular component: COPII-coated ER to Golgi transport vesicle; endoplasmic reticulum; Golgi apparatus. The record is from RefSeq and is a predicted model, not a curated record. Gene Ontology annotation, biological process: endoplasmic reticulum to Golgi vesicle-mediated transport; Golgi organization; intracellular protein transport. Lineage: Eukaryota; Metazoa; Chordata; Actinopteri; Salmoniformes; Salmonidae. Bases 176 to 802 code for a protein of 208 amino acids. The transcript has 5 exons.
UGGCACCAUCUUCAAGUAAAAUGCGUUCACUGAGGUGUGAAGAACGGGUCCGCGUUCCACUAGUCACCAGUAGUGUUAACUCCUCCUCCACAAAUCAGUGGUUUGCGAGGGCUCGCUCUACUUGUACGUUUUAGCGUCUUUUUCACAUAGAUAGUUGCGAAAAACAACAGCAGUUAUGUUUACCCUCUCUGAGUUUAUGGUAAUUUUAGCUAUGUUGUCCGCAACAGCGUCAGGUUAUUUUGUAAGCAUAGACGCUCAUGCAGAAGAAUGUUUAUUUGAACGAGUCAACUCUGGUACCAAGAUGGGCCUCAUGUUUGAGGUGGCCGAAGGCGGUUUCCUUGACAUCGAUGUGGAGAUCACGGGUCCAGAUGGGAAGCAGAUUUAUAAAGGAGACAGAGAAUCCAGUGGAAAGUACUCUGUGGCUGCCCAUAUGGAUGGCACAUACAAGUUCUGCUUUAGCAAUAAGAUGUCCACCAUGACGCCCAAGAUCGUCAUGUUUACCAUUGACAUCGGAGAGGCCCCCAAGGGAGACGGCAUGGAGACGGAAGGUGGUGGAGACACCUGGGACGCCCACCAGAACAAGCUGGAGGAGAUGAUUAAUGAGCUAGCAGUUGCCAUGACGGCAGUAAAACACGAACAGGAAUACAUGGAGGUCCGAGAGAGAAUACACAGAGCAAUUAAUGACAACACAAACAGCCGAGUGGUGCUUUGGUCCUUCUUUGAAGCGCUUGUGUUGGUAGCCAUGACCCUGGGACAGAUCUACUACCUGAAGAGAUUUUUCGAGGUGCGGAGAGUUGUGUAAAACAUGCUUUUUUUCCAACUCCAAAGUGAGUCAUCAUUCACUUGAACCAUUAGCAGCACCAUACUACAAAGUUGGAAAUCAAACAACUUCUGAAAAGCCUUUUCCUUAUCCAAUCUCAUGUCUGUUUUCCUCUUCUCGCACUUCAGGCCAUGGUACAAUGUAUGUUUUUCCAAUCGAGGAGAACUGUCUUUGCAUUGACUCCUCAGACUUUGAUAUCAAUAGCACUGAAGAGGGUAUUAUACAUUUUUGAUCAAGAAGAGUAUUUAUGCAUUCAAACCCACUGCCCUAAAACUAUGCCAGGAGGAGGUUUUGUAGUAAGUUGUGCACACAUUAAAUACAACACUGGGCUUGGAAUGAUAAUUGUUAGACAACUGUUCAGCUUGCUCUAGAUGUUUUUUGGGGAGUAUAUUUUCUUGUACAAAUAACUUUUGUUUUAACACCUACCGUGCCAAUCAGUCACAGUAUGCACAAUGCAUAUUUAAUGGAAAAAGUAAUGGCAUAUAAUCGUACUGUAUGUAUUUAAGACUGUUACAUUUUGGGGUAAGAUGCAGAAUAAGAAAAGCCUUGGUGUGAGAUCUGAGCUAUUGUUGCCAGUUUGAAGUAGUUGCUUGAGCAUUUAUUGUUCUAGUAUUGUACUUUAUCAAAUGAGGACAAUUUUGUACAGAUUUUAUUCUACUUUAUUGGUAGUUAUGUUCAAUGUUUAUUCUGGGUUAGCAGAGGGUGACAUUGGUCACAACAGAUACAGAGCUCACUUUCAGAGUCAAAUUAAAAUGUGGAUGAAUUUAUGACCCAAAUCCAGUUCAUAAGUGUUUCCUUGUCCUCUUGAGAUUGAUUGCUUUUAAUUUGUAACUAACUAGUACAGUAGUUUUAUAUACUCUCCCAUGGGUCAGCAGAACCUUUUCAAACUCCAGUAAAGCAAGUAGGGGAAAAAUGUUCAUACAAAGUAAAACACCUGCUUUUUGUGAGUUUCUCCUUAAAUCCAAGACUAAUAAUAAAAUCAUUGUAUUAUGUCUUGACUCACUAUGGGUUUAAUGUUGUUAGUGAUAUGCAUAUUGAAAGGUGACUUGUUAAUAUCUGAAUUAAAUGAAUCCAUUUGAUGGUGUUUAUUCUA